Rhizophagus irregularis DAOM 181602=DAOM 197198 is the source of this 3123-nucleotide messenger RNA. RefSeq lists its product as uncharacterized. Gene Ontology annotation, cellular component: endoplasmic reticulum membrane. Lineage: Eukaryota; Fungi; Glomeromycota; Glomeromycetes; Glomerales; Glomeraceae. The record is from RefSeq and is a predicted model, not a curated record. Gene Ontology annotation, molecular function: mannose-ethanolamine phosphotransferase activity. Gene Ontology annotation, biological process: GPI anchor biosynthetic process.
AAAAAUUGACUAUAAAUAGGCGUAAGCGUAAAAUUUGAUCUUUUCUCCAUAAAUUUCAUAUAGUUAUGACAAACCUUGCAACUUCAAGAAAUAUUUUAUUUAUAGGAAUAAUUUUUCACGUGGCAUACAUAUGGAGUAUAUUUGAUAUAUAUUUUACUUCGCCUCUGGUGCAUGGAAUGACGACACAUAAGGUUGACUUACCACCACCAGCGAAUAGACUUGUGCUUAUAAUAGGUGAUGGAUUAAGAGCAGACAAAUUAUAUCAGCUUUAUUCGGAUGAAUCAGAUCAACCAAUCACAAAAGCACCGUUUUUGAGAGAUAUCAUUUUGAACCAUGGUACUUUUGGAGUUUCCCAUACUCGAGUACCUACAGAAUCGAGACCCGGACAUGUUGCUCUUAUUGCAGGAUUCUAUGAAGAUGUCAGUGCUGUAACUAAAGGAUGGAAAUCUAAUCCCGUAGAAUUUGAUUCAGUCUUCAAUCAAAGCAGACAUACAUGGUCAUUUGGAUCACCUGACAUAUUGCCAAUGUUUGCCGAUGGAGCUUCAGAUCCUGAUAAAGUUGAAACUUUUAUGUAUGGUCAUGAAUCUGAAAAUUUUGCUAAGGAUGCGAAGGAGUUGGAUAUUUGGGUAUUUGAUCAAUUAGCUCAACUUUUUACAAAUUCAUCAUCUAAUGCUAAAUUAUAUCAGCAACUUCAUGAUGACCAAAUUGUUAUAUUUUUACAUUUAUUGGGAUUGGAUACAAAUGGACAUGUUUAUGGUCCCCAUUCUAAAGAGUAUAUAGAUAAUAUUAAAGUUGUUGAUGAGGGAAUAAACAAGGCUGUUAGACUAAUUGAAGAAUAUUAUGGACAUGAUGGAAAAACAUCUUACGUUUUUACUGCAGAUCACGGGAUGAGUAAUAGAGGCAAUCAUGGAGAUGGACAUCCAGAUAACACGCGUACUCCGAUAAUUGCAUGGGGCGCUGGCGUGAAUAAACCUAAUAAGACACAUCCAACUGGGCAUGAUGAAUUUUCUGCUGAUUGGUAUUUAAAUGAAGUUCAGCGAAAUGAUGUUUUACAAGCAGAUAUUGCUCCGUUUAUGGCUUCCCUAAUCGGAAUUAAUUAUCCAGUCAAUUCUGUAGGAGAAUUACCUUUAGUAUAUCUUAAUAAUACACCUUUAUUUAAAGCACAAAGUUUAUUUGUCAAUGCUAAAGAAAUAUCUGAACAGUAUCAAGUUAAAUAUGAAUUAAAGAAAAGAACGGAAAUAAUGUUUAAGCCAUUUGCACCACUCAGCAAUUCUACUCAUAAUAGGGAAAUAUUACUAAGUAAAAUUCAGGAACUUAUUGAUACUGAACAAUAUGAAGAAGCUGAAAUCAUGUGUGAAAUUUUGAUACAAUUGUCUCUGGAAGGAUUGAGAUAUUUCCAAACGUAUGAUUGGCUAAUGUUAAGAUCUAUCGUGACGGUUGGAUAUCUGGGUUGGAUUUUUUAUAGUUUAAAACACACUUUAAAAGAAUAUUGCUUACCGAACAAUAAUAGUUCAAAUAGACAUUCUGAUCGAAUAGCUAAAUAUGUUAACAUACUAGCUAUAAUAUCUUUAACUAUAUUAAUGUCAAUAAUGUACAUACAAGGAUCACCUGCAACAUAUUACACAUACGUAAUAUUUGCUGUUUAUUUUUGUUGGAACAGUUUGCUAGAUUAUGAAACCUUCACGGAAAGUUGUAAAUUAGCUUUAGGGUCGCGAAGUCCUUUUAUACUUGCAGGAUACAUAAUUGGACAUAUUAUUGCGUUGGAAAUUUUCGUAUACAGUUAUUUUGAACGUAGCAUUUUGAGCGGGUGUUUUGUAUUGGGAGUAUUAUGGCCACUAAUCAUGCCAUCAAGUUUUCGAUCCGAAAAUAAAUUACUUUUGCUUUAUUGGUCAAUAUCAUGUUUGGCAUCGAGUAUUUUUACAUUAUUGCCUGUGGAAAAAGGAGAAGAUAUUUUGUUGGUGGUUUAUGGUGGAAUCUUGAUUCUCAUUACAGGAAUCAAUUCGAUGGUUAAAAGUUCUAAAUAUAUAAUAGGAAACGAUUCUGAUUCAAAGACAAUGAUAAUAUUUCAGUUAUUAUUGGUGGCUUUGAGUAUUAUAAUAGUUUAUGAUACGACAAAUAAAUUGAAAUGGAGAGUUGGUCUUCCGAUUUUAAACCAAUAUGCUGCCUGGAUAAUAUUAGCUAUUUCCACGGCAACGCCAUUCUUUUAUGGAUUGAGAAGAAAACAACACUAUUUAAAAAGACUUACAACACUUUUUUUAGCAUUUGCACCAUUAUUUGUUAUACUCAGUAUUUCGUAUGAAGUAUUAUUUUAUUAUUUCUUAACACAAACAGUUUUGCUUUGGUUAGAAAUUGAACGUAAAUUAUUUUUAUUUGAACAAUCAAAACAAAAACAACAAGAACAAGAAAGCCAUCGUAAAUUAGAAAUGAGAGAUUCAAGAAUUUCAUUGAUAUUUUUAUUUUUUAUUAAAGUAGGAUUUUUUGGUACAGGAAAUGUAGCAAGUUUGAGUUCAUUUUCAUUACAAAGUGUUUAUAGACUUACAACAAUAUUUAAUCCGUUCUUAAUGGGAGGAUUAUUAUUAUUAAAAAUAUUAAUACCUUUUUUUAUCGUAUCAUCAGUAUUUUAUAUAUUAAACAAAUCAAUUAGAUUAUCACCGUUUAGUUUAUUUUUACUAGUAUUAUCAAUAUCUGAUAUUAUGACUUUAAAUUUUUUCUACUUGGUUAGGGAUGAUGGUAGUUGGUUAGAAAUCGGUACUACUAUAAGUCAUUUUGUUAUUAGUAGUUUAUUUGUUUUGUUUAUGAUUUUAUUAUUUUUAUUAAGUGAAGUUUUAGUUGGAAAAGUUAUUAUACCUGAAGAUGAAGAAAAAGAAGAAAAGAAAAGGGAGAAAAAUGAUUAAGAAUGUAAUAUUUUAAUUAAGAAUAUUUAUUAAUAUUUAUUAAAUAAAAUUAUUAUUAAUAAUCUUGACCCAAUUGAAUAUACCAGGAGUCCAGCCAUAACACAAAACGGAAAUUUAUAUAAUAUGUAACUUGAUUAAUAUUAAUAUUGGUUAAUGAAAUAUAAAUGUUAUGAAAGAAUAAAUUACAUAUGAUUAAAUGCUGUUACGAAAAUUUUAUUGAACAUUGAUC